AUGCUGUGCAGAGGUUUUGAUGUAAACAAGAAGAUCAUUGGACAUCGGGGGGCCAACACCAAGCGAAUCUUCGAGAAGACAGGUGCCAAGAUUCGGUUGCGCGGGCGUGGAAGUGGUCACAGUGAAGGAGGCCGCGGAGAGGCUCCAGUUCCCUUGAUGCUGGCAGUCACUUCUGAGAAGCGGAGUGUUGGAAGCUUUAUGCAUGCAUUGGCCAUGUCUGCGCAGCUGCUGCAGAUGGUCACCAGCAAGUUUCCUGACUUUUGGAGAUUGCGUGGCCACGACACGAUUCCUCAGCCUCUCUACUGGAUUGGAGAACUGUCUCAAGAUGCCCUUGGAUUCCUUGAACAGACGUCAGAAUCUCGUUGGCAACAACAGUCUUUUUCCUCGUCUAGAUGAAUCUGUCCAUACUUCAUUUGCUU
Durusdinium trenchii is the source of this 419-nucleotide messenger RNA. The record is from the annotation of a GenBank genome assembly. Lineage: Eukaryota; Dinophyceae; Suessiales; Symbiodiniaceae.